CGCCUCUGCGCAGACUCCGGACCGUCCCAGGGCGCCGCUGUUUCCCCGGAGCGGCCAUGAGCAAGCGGAACCAGGUGUCUUACGUGCGGCCCGCCGAGCCGGCCUUCCUGGCCCGCUUCAAGGAACAGGUCGGCUACCGGGAAGGGCCCACCGUAGAGACCAAGAGAAUCCAGCCUCAGCUCCCAGAUGAAGAUGGUGAUCACAGUGACAAAGAAGAUGAACAGCCCCAAGUGGUGGUUUUAAAAAAGGGAGACCUGUCAGCUGAAGAUGUCAUGAAAAUCAAAGCAGAAAUAAAGGCUGCCAAAGCAGAUGAAGAGCCAGCUUCAGCUGAUGGAAGAAUCAUGUAUCGAAAACCAGUGAAGCGUUCCCCGAAUGAAAAAUAUUCAGGUUUAACAGCAAGCUCAAAAAAGAAAAAGACAAGUGAAGAUGAAAUAAAUCAGCAGGACUCAGUUAAAAAGAACACACAAAAACAAGUAAAAAACAGUAGCCUCCUUUCUUUUGACAGUGAAGACGAAAAUUAAUGAGUAUAAACAUUUUGGACUUAGUUUUUAAAGCAUAUGGGAUUUUUAAAAAUAAUCUUUUUUUUCCUAUUAUAAAGAUAAUACAAGUGCAUUCUAGAAAAGUUAUAAAAUAC
Messenger RNA from Pipistrellus kuhlii (Kuhl's pipistrelle), 634 nucleotides. RefSeq names its product KIAA1143 ortholog. Lineage: Eukaryota; Metazoa; Chordata; Mammalia; Chiroptera; Vespertilionidae. The record is from RefSeq and is a predicted model, not a curated record. Bases 57 to 521 code for a protein of 154 amino acids. The transcript has 3 exons.